UGAUGACAGCCGGGCGGGCAGCUGGCCACCCAACUAGUGCUAACUAUCCAAGUCAUCCAUGGUAGGGAAGGACUAAGAGGUUGGGAUAGUGAGAGCACAGGCUGGAAGACGAUCAUCUCCACUCGGUUCACACCUGGAGAAACUUGUUUGGCCUCAUUGACCCGUUUCCUGUCCUUUUCAUGUAAAUCCAUCCCCUGUUGAUUGCUGCGUCAUCAUAAUACCUCCGCAAGCUCGUGACAUCUCAAACUCCCGAUACCUACGGCCAUUGAAUGAGCUUUGCUAUCGAUGCAUUGGAACUAGUCAGUCGUGGAUUGCGAUUUUUAAAAUAGUUCUACCUCUGGGCGGAUAGGCAAAAUGUUUUCAUCCGCGCUCAAAUCCCUGAGCUCGAACAUCUCAUCAAACUACCAAGUCUCUCCCCACCCAACGUUUGUUUCUGGCCCCUGGAAGAUCCACGACGGAAAGAAGAAAUCCACAGGCAUCUCGGCUUCAAUCUUUAUUUUCGACAAGAAAACUCUCGAGCCCCGUACAAGCGGUCUAGGCAGUCGUUCAAGUACGUCCACCAAGAAGUUGCAGGAAGAUGUUGUUGAGCGACUGAAGCGCGAAGCCGGCAAUCUCGCGCGGCUUCGACAUCCCUCUGUCCUUCAAGUACUAGAACCUAUGGAAGAAACACGUGGUGGUGGGCUUAUGUUUGCUACCGAAAAAGUAACUGCCUCGCUUGCUGGACUUCUACAAGCCAAAGAUGCCCAGGAGAGUACUUCCAGAGCGACGUCUAAUGCCUUUCGCGGAGGAUCGAGCCGUUACAUGGUAGAGGAGCCUGAUGGCACACGGAGACGACGAGACCUUGAUCUCGACGAAUUAGAGAUUCAGAAAGGUCUGUUGCAAGUUGCAAAGGGUCUCGAAUUCCUCCAUGAGUCGGCAGGGCUUGUUCACGGCAACCUCAAUCCCGAAGCUGUCUUCAUCAACGCAAAAUCAGACUGGAAGAUCUCGGGCCUUGGGUUUGCUGGCCCGCCAAGUGCGUCGGAAUCGCGAUCGACGCUCCCGCCGCUUGCAUUGUCAGAAGUACUUUAUCAAGACUCCCGCUUGCCGGCGUCAGUCCAAUUGAACAUGGAUUACACUUCUCCGGACUUUGUGUUGGAUUCCAAUGUCACACCCGCCGCUGACCUAUAUUCACUCGGACUAAUGAUCGUUGCUCUCUAUAACUCGCCCCAUGUAUCCCCACUAAAGACACAUUCCAAUGUGAACACAUACAAGAAGCUUCUUAACUCUUCUUCCACCACGCCAUCCCAGGGCAACAACUUCCUGUCUUCGGGCACGAUUCCAAGAGAUAUCCUUUCACACGUCCUACCCAGGUUGAUAACCCGAAGGCCAGCCCAGCGGUUGAAUGCUCGCGAAUUUCAACAAUCACAAUACUUCGAUAAUAUUCUGGUUUCAACGAUCCGUUUCCUGGAAUCUCUGCCAGCAAAGAACUCGAAUGAGAAAUCGCAAUUCAUGCGGGGAUUGCAACGAGUUUUGCCCGAGUUUCCAGUGUCUGUAUUGGAACGAAAAGUCUUGGGAGCCUUGCUAGAGGAACUGAAGGAUCGUGAGCUUCUUCCUCUUAUCUUGGGCAAUGUCUUUGCUAUCCUCCAACGCGUGCCUAGUGCCCGUCGCAUAUUCCCUGAGUGGGUAAUUCCUCAAUUGAAAGAGACCUUUCCGGCCGGCAGGGGAGCUCACCAGGAGCGUGACUCCAAGAGGGACGCAGGGCUGUUGGUGGUUUUGGAGAAUAUGAGUAUUGUGGCUAAUAACUGCUCUGGCAAAGAGUUCAAGGAAGAUAUCUUACCACUGAUUCGUCUGGGACUCGACUCACCGACACAUUCAUUGGUAGACGGUGCUAUAAAAUGUCUUCCAGUGAUCCUACCUGUUCUCGAUUUCAGCACUGUCAAGAAUGAGGUCUUUCCACCAAUCGCUGCAACUUUCAGUCGCACGAAUAGCCUUGCCAUCAAAGUGCGUUGCUUGGGGGCAUUUGCAGUUCUCUGCGGCGGCUCUGUGGACACAGAAGAAACUUCAGGGGAUAACUUAAUGGGCGUCGCUCAUAAGAGCGUACCGCAGUCGAGUAAAUCAUCGAUUCUCGACAAGUAUACAAUACAGGAAAAACUUGUACCAUUAUUGAAGGCAAUCAAAACAAAGGAACCAGCCGUGAUGAUGGCAGCAUUGAAUGUGUUCCGACAGGUCAGCAUGGUGGCAGACACUGAGUUCCUUGCUUUGGAAGUUCUUCCCGUCCUUUGGAGCUUCAGUCUUGGACCUCUCCUUGAUCUUCGCCAAUUUGGCAACUUCAUGUCCUUGAUCAAGGAUCUUUCAUCUAAGAUCGAAUGUGAACAGACGAGGAAACUCCAAGAACUUUGCUCAGCAGGUGAUAAUGCCAGAUUCCAAGAUGGCUCGUUGGGCUCUGUGGAAUCACCUGAUGGUUUGGAUCAAACUUGCGCGGAUACACGGGACACUUUUGAGCGGCUGGUCUUAGGACGGAAUCCAGAGAAUUCAAGUGGACCAGAUACAGGUCUAUGGGGUACUGCCUCCGUCAAGCCCUCAAUGAAUCAGGCCCCAACUCAGAGCACCUCAUCUGUUGGGGAUUCCUGGUCAUCGAAUGCUCCUAGUUCUGUUUCCAAAGGAGGUAUGUUACCAGCGCAAUCAAAUUUCAGCAUGCGUUCGGUCACGCCUGAUUACAACCUGAGCUCCUUUCCUUCCUUGCAACCUGCUGCUAGAACAAAUUAUCCGUCGGCUCCAGCUUUCCCUACGUCGCAGCCUUCGCCUGCACCUUGGGCUUCACCAAUCUCUCCAAAUUACCAACAGCCUAUCCAAGGGUUGAGGGCUUCCGGUAAUGGCUUGGAGAUCCUGUCUGGUCUGAAGACAAACAUCGGCAACUCCGCACAAGGCUUGCAAUCGUCUCCUAACUAUGCUGCGUUCUCAAUUCCUCCACCGCCAGCCGGCCAGAGCCAAGUCGGCUCCCUUACAAGCCCUAGCGGAGCGCUGCACCCUGUGCGAUCUCCCUUCCCUAGUAAUACUACAUUGACUUCUUUCAUCGGCAACACUUCCUCUUCACCGCAAGGUACGCAAAAGCAAGGCCUUGACAAGUAUGAAAGUUUGCUGUGAGAUCGAUAGCCUGUGCCGCUGCAUGAAUACGGUCCAUCUUCUUGCAACCUCGCAUUUCUGGCACCAGUCCUCAAUAUACCGAUGGCUUUGACGUGCGAUCGCAAAUGCUACGUCCAUGAACCGAAUGCAUGUAGAUUGAUCAUAUACCAUGUCUCUAUUAUAAUUGCUGUAUGCCUAGGCAGUUGGCGGAUCUUAUGCCAUCAUGUCUUUCUGCAUGCUGAAAAUGAGGUAUGUGAAUGGCUGGUCCGAAGGGCUGCUGUAUAUAUGAAUUCCAUUCAG
Messenger RNA from Aspergillus homomorphus CBS 101889, 3402 nucleotides. RefSeq names its product putative protein kinase Scy1. The transcript is spliced from 2 exons. Bases 355 to 3123 code for a protein of 922 amino acids. Lineage: Eukaryota; Fungi; Ascomycota; Eurotiomycetes; Eurotiales; Aspergillaceae. Gene Ontology annotation, molecular function: protein kinase activity; ATP binding. The record is from RefSeq and is a predicted model, not a curated record. Gene Ontology annotation, biological process: protein phosphorylation.